CAAACCAAAGAGAGAGAGAGAGAGCAAGAUCGCUUAAAAAAGGAGUUCCGGAGGGUCGAUUGGAAAUCUAUCAUCUUAUCCGCACCAAACAACCCCACAGUAGAAACCAAUACACCUUGUCCAGAUGUGAACCUCUGUAACCCAAAAAAAUCUCACUCCGCAAAACGUGCUUGGGCGAUGGCUGGUUUUCUAGCAACUUCUUCUUCUUCUGCAGCCGCGAUCUGGGCCUCUCUUUCUUCUCCCUCCCCAAAGUCCCUCGUUCACUCUCUCUCCCCAACCCCCGGGCAGAGUGGCGGAAGGAAGUUCUAUAAAGGGAUUGCAGUUACAGGGAAGAAAGGGAGGUCUCGUUUCCGCAUUUCUAUUACUAAUGUCGCCACAGAGAUCAGUCCUGCCCAAGAAAAGGCCAGGAAGAUUGCCUCUAUGAAAAGUCAGAGGCCGGUGUAUCCAUUCUCUGCUAUAGUAGGACAAGAUGAGAUGAAACUAUGCCUCCUGCUAAAUGUGAUUGAUCCCAAGAUAGGGGGUGUCAUGAUUAUGGGUGACAGAGGAACGGGGAAAUCCACGGCUGUUAGGUCUUUGGUUGAUUUACUUCCUGAAAUCACAGUAGUUUCCGGAGACCCAUUUAACUCUGAUCCGGAAGAUCCAGAAUCCAUGGGCAUGGAAGUAAGAGAAAAAGUUGUGAGAGGUGAGGAACUUCCCGUCAUAAUGACCAAAAUCACCAUGGUUGAUUUGCCAUUGGGUGCUACGGAAGAUAGAGUUUGUGGAACAAUCGACAUAGAAAAAGCCCUUACAGAAGGUGUCAAGGCAUUUGAGCCUGGCCUUCUUGCCAAAGCCAAUAGAGGAAUUCUAUAUGUGGAUGAAGUCAACCUUUUGGACGAUCACUUGGUGGACGUUCUUUUGGAUUCUGCUGCCUCCGGAUGGAAUACUGUUGAAAGGGAAGGAAUUUCAAUUUCACAUCCCGCUAGGUUUAUUCUAAUUGGAUCAGGAAAUCCGGAAGAAGGCGAACUUAGGCCACAGUUACUUGAUCGAUUUGGGAUGCAUGCACAAGUAGGCACAGUGAGGGAUGCGGAGUUGAGAGUGAAAAUUGUGGAGGAGAGAGCUAGGUUUGAUAGGAACCCUAAGGAAUUCAGAGAGUCUUAUAACGCGGAGCAAGAGAAGCUCCAGCAGCAAAUUGCUUCUGCUAGGAGUUCUCUUCCUUCUGUUAAUAUUGAUCAUGAGCUCCGUGUAAAAAUCUCCAAGGUUUGUGCCGAGCUGAAUGUUGAUGGACUGAGAGGUGAUAUUGUGACAAAUAGGGCGGCAAAAGCUUUGGCAGCUCUAAAAGGGAGAGGUGAAGUAACGACAGAGGAUAUUGCAACUGUCAUUCCCAACUGCUUGAGACACCGGCUUCGUAAGGAUCCCUUGGAGUCAAUUGAUUCAGGUUUGCUCGUCAUUGAGAAAUUUUAUGAGGUAUUUGCUUGAGCUUGCCAAGUAUGUGGGCUUCUUUGUAAUUGUGAACAAUUGUUUCUUAGAUGGAAUUUCCCCUUCUCUUUGGCAUAUGAAACUAUUCUUGGAAGGCAGAUUUAUGCUGAUUCAUAUCUUUGUAGUUUACGUCAAAGGCAUGAUUUUGUAAUUGAAACACCAUAAUGCCAUUAUUAAGUUUGAUUUCAUUUUUCUUA
Rhododendron vialii is the source of this 1652-nucleotide messenger RNA. RefSeq names its product magnesium-chelatase subunit ChlI, chloroplastic-like. Gene Ontology annotation, cellular component: chloroplast stroma. Bases 178 to 1455 code for a protein of 425 amino acids. NCBI's taxonomy places the organism in Eukaryota, Viridiplantae, Streptophyta, Magnoliopsida, Ericales, Ericaceae. The transcript is spliced from 3 exons. The record is from RefSeq and is a predicted model, not a curated record. Gene Ontology annotation, biological process: chlorophyll biosynthetic process. Gene Ontology annotation, molecular function: ATP binding; ATP hydrolysis activity; magnesium chelatase activity.